Messenger RNA from Nicotiana attenuata, 3287 nucleotides. Its product is annotated as histone-lysine N-methyltransferase family member SUVH9-like. NCBI's taxonomy places the organism in Eukaryota, Viridiplantae, Streptophyta, Magnoliopsida, Solanales, Solanaceae. The record is from RefSeq and is a predicted model, not a curated record. Bases 220 to 2268 code for a protein of 682 amino acids. The transcript has 5 exons. Gene Ontology annotation, cellular component: nucleus. Gene Ontology annotation, molecular function: zinc ion binding; histone methyltransferase activity; protein binding.
ACUCCCAAUACUUUUGUAAUUUGUCCAUAUUGCCAUAAUCCACUCAUGAAUUCUUCUUCUUCUUCUUCCUCCCUAAGUCCCCUUUUUCCAUUUCCAUGAACAAAACCUCUCUUUAUCAACCUCUCUUCAAACCCCUAAACAGCUUUUUCUCUCCUUUUUCAUGUCCUAAGAAAAACCCAUAAAAAUUAUCUGUUCAUUCUCCACACACACACAGAGAAAAUGGGUUCUCUUGUCCAAUUUCAAGACCUUAAUCUUCAACCUGAAUCCACCAAUUUAACCUCUAAUUCUCGAACUCCAUUAAUUACCCCCAAAAUUGAACCUAAACUUGAACCCCUUGAUGAAUUUACUCAAGCUGAUCUUCAAACCCCACCUCUUUUCUCCAACCCUAAUACUCCCAAUUUCAACUCCAAUUUCACUCCUAAUCCACUAUCACACAGCUCAAUUACUACACCUGAACAAAACCCAUCUGGGUCUGAUGGAACAAAUGUGUAUUCUGAGUAUAACAGAAUUUCUGAGCUGUUUCGUGAAGCUUUUGCUAAACGAAUGCAGCGUUACGGAGAUAUUGAGAUUGUUGCUGAUCCUGAGAAUGAUGAUACCCGUGACAUCGAGGCGGAACUCGAUAAUUCACGUGCCAUUGUUCCGGUUAAUAAUGAGGAUAAUCAGAUUUCAGAAAUGGUAAUUCCUAGAAGAAAAUAUCAGCAAAGAUCAUCUGAAUUAGUUAGGGUUACAGAUCUUAAACCUGAAGAUCAACGUUAUUUCCGCGAUGCUGUUAGGAGAACCCGAAUGCUGUAUGAUUCGUUGCGUGUUUUAGCGAUGGCGGACGAUGAGAAUAACAUGGGUGUGGUGCCUCAUAGGAAGACUAGAGGUGAUUUAAAGGCUUGUCAGGUUUUAAGAGAACACGGGUUGUGGAUGAAUCGCGAUAAGCGUAUUGUUGGGGCGAUCCCGGGGGUGUUUAUUGGUGAUGUGUUCUUUUUCAGGAUGGAGCUUUGCGUUGUUGGUUUACAUGGGCAGGUUCAAGCUGGCAUUGAUUAUGUCCCUGCGAGUCAGAGCUCGAAUAGGGAGCCGAUUGCUACGAGUGUGAUUGUUUCGGGUGGAUACGAGGAUGAUCAGGAUGGUGGAGAUGUGAUUAUAUAUACUGGGCACGGCGGACAGGAUAAGUUGUCGAGGCAAUGUAUGCAUCAGAAGCUGGAAUGUGGGAAUUUGGCGUUGGAGCGGAGUAUGCACUAUGGAAUUGAGGUAAGGGUAAUUCGCGGCUUUAAGUACGAAGGUAGUGCUAGUGGUAAAGUUUAUGUGUAUGAUGGAUUGUAUAGAAUUGUUGAAUGUUGGUUUGAUGUUGGAAAGUCUGGAUUUGGAGUGUAUAAGUACAAGCUUGUUAGGAUUGAGAAUCAGGAAGAGUUGGGAAGUGCCAUUCUUAGGUUUGCGCAGAAUCUUAGGAUUAGACCUUUGGUGGCAAGGCCUGCGGGUUAUGUUAGUCUAGAUAUAUCCAGGAAAAAAGAAAACGUGCCAGUAUUUCUUUUCAACGAUAUCGAUGAUAAUCACGAUCCUGCUUAUUUUGAUUAUCUGUUGAAGACUGUUUUUCCUCCGUAUGUGUACCAGAAUGUGGGCAGUGGAAAUGGCUGCGAGUGCGUUAAUGGGUGUGUGGAUAAUUGUUUUUGUGCUAUGAGAAACGGUGGCCAAUUUGCCUAUGAUUAUAAUGGGAUAUUGGUGAGAGGUAAACCAUUAGUUUUUGAAUGUGGACCACAUUGUCAGUGUCCUCCAACUUGUCGGAAUCGAGUGAGUCAAAAGGGUUUGAGGCACAGAUUUGAAGUGUUUCGGUCUAGAGAGACUGGUUGGGGAGUUAGGUCAUUGGACUUGAUCCAAGCUGGGUCCUUCAUCUGUGAAUUUACUGGGGUCGUACUCACACGAGAGCAAGCCCAAAUCUUUACGAUGAAUGGUGAUAGUUUAGUCUAUCCAAGUCGCUUUCCUGAGAGGUGGGCAGAAUGGGGAGAUUUGUCUCAAAUAUAUCCUGACUAUGUGCGGCCAGCAUACCCCUCCAUUCCUCCUCUGGAUUUCGCGAUGGAUGUGUCUAGAAUGAGGAACGUAGCAUGCUAUAUGAGUCACAGUUCAAGCCCCAACGUGUUGGUGCAGCCCGUGCUUUAUGAUCACAACACUGUAUCUUUCCCCCACCUGAUGCUCUUUGCAAUGGAGAAUAUUCCCCCUCUUAGGGAGAUCAGUAUUGAUUAUGGGGUAGCAGAUGAAUGGACAGGGAAGCUUGCCAUUUGUAAUUGACUAACUUGUAGGAGUUGAUUCAAUUUUGAACAUGAUGCAGCACAGCCAUUUCUGGCACAUCAUUUGCUGAGGAUGAUUUUGUUUCUGAUUUGCUGUUCUUCCACUGGUGGAUAUCUUUCUCUUCAGAUUCCAUGUCUAAAGAACUCCUCAAAUAACUGCUAAGAAGUAUUGUAUAUCGCCUGCCAAUAACAUUGUUUUCAUUAGAUGUUAACUUAACAUCUGAAGGAAGAAUUGAACACCAACCCAAUCUCGAAAACAAAAGAGAACUACAAGCAAGGACAUUUUCUCGAUCAAGAAGGUGUCCGGAGGUGCAACUUUGUUGGGUACUGGCGCCUCCUGUCAUAUGAAGGGCGAGUAUUGGCGAACUGUUACUGUGUUUCCCUUUUAUUAUAAUCCUGCUGUCUUGAUGACACAGUCUAGACUACAUCACUAGGUUCCUGCAACAAGUUGCCCCUGUUGCUGUUCUUUCAUCAGUUUGUCGAUCCUAUAUUGUAGAUAGCAUGGUGUUCAAUGACUAGCUAGAGGAAUGAAGAAAGCGACAUUGCAUUUUCCCACUAUCCGCCUUUGGAAGGAACCCUUUUAACCGAUCAUCUCCUUGUUAGAGCUGGCCGGCUACUGAUGUUCUUGAUCUUUAGAACUUUUAUAGGUUGUAGUAAUAGCUUGUAUAUAUGAAGAUCAAACUGCUUAUUCUGUACAGAAGAUUGUAUCUAUAUCGUGCUAAUGGAUAUCCAGAGUGCAGUUCAAAUGCUCUUGUCUGUUCUCUUUCUAGUUAAAGAUGGAAGCACCUACUAAGCGAGUCCAACGAGUCAAAUUAGGGAUGCUGGGAUUUUGAAAGGAUCAAAGAGGCACAUAAAACAUUUUACUUCCAAAUUUUCCCACUGAAUAUGGCAAUGCAAGUUUCAUUUAAAUGAUUGAAUUCUUCCUUUUUCUUAAGCCUGUAUUUUCUUAUGUUGCUGUUUACCCUGUUGAUGUACCCUAACUAAACUCAUUUUACUUUGAUUUAGCCAAGUUAUUUCAAA